Brassica oleracea var. oleracea is the source of this 1608-nucleotide messenger RNA. Its product is annotated as serine/threonine-protein kinase PBS1. NCBI's taxonomy places the organism in Eukaryota, Viridiplantae, Streptophyta, Magnoliopsida, Brassicales, Brassicaceae. Gene Ontology annotation, biological process: protein phosphorylation. Gene Ontology annotation, molecular function: ATP binding; protein kinase activity. The record is from RefSeq and is a predicted model, not a curated record. The transcript has 6 exons. Bases 218 to 1369 code for a protein of 383 amino acids.
AAAAAGAAAGUUUCUCUCUAUCUUUCCUAUUAAUAAUCUUGGAGAAAAAUCCCUUUAGUCUAUUACAAGAAUCCUAGUUUUAUUAUUCUUUUCCUGUGUAAGGGCUCCAAGGAGCUAGGUUUGGUGAUAUUGUUUGAACAUCAUCUCAAACCAGCUCCUCUCAGAAUCCAUUUCUUUCGGCUUAUUGUUUUUCUAAAAGUUCAUCACCAAAAGGAAAAUGAGGUGUUUCUCUUGUCUCGACACACGAACCAAGGAUAUGAGAAUCAACAUUGAUACCACAUCUUACCUAACCAGUGGUUCCUCAGUUGAUACAAGAAGCGAUGCAACAGGAGGAGGAGCAGGGUCGAAAUCUGGCAUUUUAGUUAAUGGGAAAGUGAAUAGCCCUAAACCAGGCGGUGGCGCAAGAAGUUUCACGUUCGAGGAGUUGGCCGCCGCAACCAAUAAUUUCCGGGAGGUGAACAUGAUCGGAAGAGGAGGGUUCGGUAGUGUCUACAAGGGACGUUUAUAUUCCGGACAAGUUGUGGCGAUCAAGCAAUUAAACCCAGAUGGGAAUCAAGGAAAUCAAGAAUUCAUAGUCGAGGUUAACAUGCUUAGCGUCUACCAUCAUCCAAACCUAGUAACUUUAAUCGGUGACUGUACUUCUGGUGCCCAGAGACUUCUUGUUUAUGAAUACAUGCCAAUGGGUAGCUUAGAAGAUCAUCUUUAUGAUCUUGAGCCUGAUCAGAGUCCUUUAAGCUGGAACACUCGAAUGAAAAUAGCUGUUGGUGCAGCUCGUGGGUUAGAGUAUCUUCAUUGUAAAAUAAGCCCAUCAGUGAUAUACCGUGAUUUGAAGUCCGCAAACAUUUUGUUAGACAGAGACUUUAGUCCCAAGCUAUCUGACUUUGGACUUGCUAAAGUCGGUCCUGUCGGUAACAGAACACAUGUGUCCACUAGGAUCAUGGGUACUUACGGAUACUGUGCUCCAGAAUACGCCAUGAGCGGCAAGCUAACCAUCAAAUCAGAUAUAUACUGCUUUGGUGUUGUGUUACUCGAGCUUAUUACUGGUAGGAAAGUUAUUGAUUUGAAUAAACCACAUGGAGAGCAGUACCUUGUUGCAUGGGCUCGGCCGUAUCUCAAGGACCGUACGAAAUUUGGACAACUUGUGGACCCGUUGCUGCGUGGAAAGUACCCUAAGAGGUGUCUUAGUCAAGCGAUAUCUAUCACCGAGGUGUGUCUGAACGAGGAAGCGAACCGACGUCCGCAAAUAGGUGAUGUCGUGGUGGCUUUUGAGUAUAUAGCUGCUCGGAGCAAAUCUUACGAAGAGAAAAGAAUGGCUCGCAAGUCUACGGACUCUGAUCGGUCAAGAGGAGAAAGAAAACAGAGUUUCUAAGUUUGUGUCAACAAAUCUGAAAGGCUCUGAUAGAAACAGAAGGUUGCUUAUAUGACCUCGAAAAGUAUUUGUUUUUGAUUUCUUGUUUUUUUUUUUUUCUGGGGUUUUUAUUUAGUUCAGUUUUAAUAAUGGGACUUGGUAUGAUGAAAAAGGUAACUUUUUGUUUAAGAAAGAACUUUUACGUUCAAGAAAAAAAGUUACGUGUAGGUAAAUGUUCCACAACUUCCUUAUGAUAUUUU